Molecule: messenger RNA, 4140 nt
Organism: Daldinia caldariorum
Lineage: Eukaryota; Fungi; Ascomycota; Sordariomycetes; Xylariales; Hypoxylaceae
Exons: 1
Coding region: 424-3564 (1046 amino acids)
Biological process (GO): cell redox homeostasis
Cellular component (GO): mitochondrion; cytosol
Molecular function (GO): protein binding
Source: RefSeq, a predicted model, not a curated record
UAUCUGCUUACCAAGGAUCGAAGGUAUGUUUAUCGGACAUCUAGUCGGUGCUUGUUUUCCGUCUCAUGUUCAUGUUCAUGUUCAUGUCCAUCAAAUUCUCGUGGCACCCCUGGCUCGGAGUUGCCUCGUGGUCUCUCACUAGCUUUAGCCCUACCAUCGUUUAGCCCUACCAUCGUCGCGUCUUCUUCCCAAGACCAACUGAGGAAAUAUCCCCCUGCUAUCCUAAUCUCUAAUCCUGGUGUCGCGUCUCCUAAUAAUACUUUCCCGAUACUUCGUCCAGCUACCCUGGCAUCGUAUUAGAGUAGUACUCAACCCGGGUUUCUGGCACCCUUCUAUUUUUGAGGCUCUGUUACUCGUCUUCUAGAUCUCUUCUUCAGCCCUGAACAUUAUCGUGUACUCGCGGCUAAGAGGGAGGGGCCGAAAAUGUCUACGUCUGGUGCUAAUCUAACUACGGGUCAACCAGACCGUCAAGCAAGUCCGCAAUUUCUCGACGACAUCUACGAGAGCGAAGUAGACGACCAAGACCGUCGACAGGCUCGCUCGAAAUCCCCAUCCGACCUUCUCUCCGACGUCUAUCGAGGUAUCAAAAAAGCCAUACCUAGUCGGGAAGACUCGAUAAGAAAAGUGCCAUCAAGAUUGGCCUCUUUUAAAGCACAUAAUACGAAUACUGUAGCGUUAGAACCUAGCGGGACACCUACUCAAGCGCGACCACCACAUCUGCAACAUGUCAGGAAUUUGAGUCUGCAGAAUAGCCUUGAGAAACCGCUUCCAGCGCCGCCACCACCUUCAUUGUCCCCCUCGAGUCCUGUACCACCUGUGAUCUCGUUGAAUGCCCCACAAGAUAGUUUGACCACCAUAGUCGACAGUGGUACUUCCAACGAAGCAGGCUUAGAUAGUGGGACGAGCGCCAUGGAUUCCAAUCAGAUGUAUAAUGGUGCUAUGGAUAUGAGUAGCAGUCAGAGCAGUAUAGCUAGUUUGAGAACUGACGGUGGAGAUGGUCAGAGGGAUAACCUGACACCCCGAAGUAAUGGGCCCCUCUCAGCUGGGCCCUCUCCGCAAGCGGCCUCCACGGGAAGGAAUCCUUCUAUAGGUGCAGCCGUCGGCACUCCUGCGACUUCGGGAUCUUCCGCUCACCUGUCCGGAUUGAUGUGCAAUGUUCACCGCACUACUGGCCAGGAGCCCCAUCCUCUAGUCGGGGCAACGACUACGAUAUUAGGAGACAAGUUGUAUGUUUUCGGUGGGCGGAUUCUAUCGCGAAGUCGCCCAGCUCCCCUCACCUCGGAUCUUUACGAGUUAGAUCUUAUUCGGAGGCAUUGGACGAAGGUCGAGACCACUGGAGACAUCCCCCCGCCGCGUUAUUUCCAUUCCAUGUGUGCUCUAGGUGACACUAAGAUGGUCUGCUACGGGGGUAUGUCGCCUACAGCUACCCAACCUGCGUCGGCAGCUCCGGAUCAGCAACCUGAAGUGACUGUGAUGUCUGAUAUAUACAUUUACGAUGUUACUACGAGGAAGUGGACUUACGUUCCCUCGCAGGAUGCUCCGCAAGGCCGUUAUGCCCAUUGUGCGUGCAUUCUACCCUCUUCUGCGACAUUUGCGUCGCAUAAGGCCCCUCUGUCUGCUUUGCAACAUAAUCCUUCAAAUGGAAACCCGAACGAAGGCAGAAUCGGCAUCAGCAUUGACGGUGCCGGAGGAGCAGAGAUGGUUGUAGUUGGUGGUCAGGAUGGAGCGAACCAUUACAUUGAACAGAUUAGCGUGUUCAAUCUCCGAAGCCUGAAAUGGACUUCGACGCAACCGCUUGGAAAAUCCUGCGGUGCCUAUCGCAGUGUGGUUGCUCCCCUACCACCUAAUGUCACCGCCAAAAUAGGCAAAACUUCACGCCAGGACAGCGUGAUUAGCCAAGAAGCCAAGGAACCGGGUUCAUCGAUGCUCAUCUACUCGAACUACAAUUUUCUAGAUGUGAAACUGGAACUUCAGAUCCGGGGUCCGGAUGGGUCUCUCGCUGAAAAACCUAUGUCGGGAACUUACUCCCCGCCUGGAUUACGAUUUCCAAACGGUGGCGUUAUUGAUACGUACUUUGUUGUUAGUGGUACCUAUCUCACAAGCUCUAAGCAGGAAUAUGCUUUAUGGGCUUUGGAUCUCCGAAAUUUGACUUGGGUACGUAUUGAUACAGGUGGCAGUGUCUUCAGCCAGGGUAGUUGGAACCGAGGCGUUCUUUGGAAUAGGCGAAACAUAUUUGUGAUUUUGGGUAAUCGUAAGCGGAGCUUGGUCGACGACUAUAACCACCGUCGUAUCAAUUUCUCCAAUGUCUGCAUGGUUGAAUUGGAAGCCUUUGGCUUCUACGACAAUCCCCGUAAGAUAUCUCCUCUGUCGGGAUUUAUAUCCGCUAGCAGUCCUUUUACGGCCCCUGAUCUCAGUAUUGCCAGGAAAGCUGGCUGGACCGGCGGGGGGAGAUCACAUAUGCGAGCGGCUGAAGAAUUGGGAGAGAAGGCCUUGAUGUUACGAGAGCUGGCGGAUAUGGACAUACUGUGCUUCCAUGGCGAGCGGAUACCUAUCAAUUCUCGCAUUGUUGCACGGAGAUGGGGACCAUAUUUCGUACAGUUACUACGCGAAGGUGCCGCUACUCAAGAUGGCAGCGAUUCAGCAACCUUACGGACGGGCGUGUCCGGACAAGCGGGCGCGCGCAAUUCUGUCCUGACUAUUACUCAAUCUACCAGGAGCACCGGCGGUGAUAGCAACAUGUCAAUGGCUACUACACUCAACAAUUCUUCUCCCGGGUCCUUCAAACCUAACUCAUCUGGUGCGGCAGGCGGUAGUGGUUCGGGGGAUCCUGGCCAUGUUAAUUCGGCACCAACUCCUGCAUCACUACCUCCUAGUUCUCGUCCGAGAUGCCUCUACCUUCCGCAUACUUGCCCGACCGUUCAGGCACUUCUGCACUUCCUCUACACCUCGUCAUUACCUCCCCCAUCAUCACCUCUUUGCACUCCUCAGAUUCUCUGCUCGCUGCUACAGAUUGCUCGACCUUAUAAGAUAGAUGGGUUGUUGGAAGCUGUAGUCGAACGACUCCAUGCCCGCCUGGACUCGCGUAACGCCGCCGCCGUGUUCAAUGCUACGGCUAUGGCAGCUGGUGGCGGUCGCGGGAUUGAUGGUAGCAUGAAUCCUAAUUUCUACAUGGGUCUCGAGUCCUCACUGGGUGGUGGUACUAUUAGCCCCUACCAUGAUCGGUCAAUGUCCAUAUCACAGUCAAACACAGACGAAGCAGCGGGUGGACUUUCAAGCCUCCGGAUUAAUACUAGCGUAUCCGGCGCUAGGUUGGAUCCCGAAGAACUAAGCGCAACAACAAGUGUAUCGGGUAGUGAGUGGAGUAGUGAGCUUGGCGAUAGCGAGCGUGGAGCUGUCAGGGAAGUAUGGAGUGGGGAGUUGAGCAGUGUGAUCGGGCUGCAGAAACGUGGGCUGAGAGGAUUAAUGGAAGGUCGACGAAUGAGAGCGACGGUUGAUCGCGAACGAGACGGAGGUAGAACGGAGAGACUCGGCUCUAGGGUAGGGUUAGGGAUUGCGGGAUCUUAGGAGGAUCAGCUGGACCACGCUGGAUCAUACAAAGAAUAUCACUCAUAAGCAUAACUCGGACACGACACGCGGUAACAUUGGUUGGAUAGGAGUUGGGUUUGGCAGGGCGCAUUAUGUGUAUUAUGUGUAUGGUGUGAAGAAAUACUCCAAGUCACCUAACGGGGGAAUUUGCAUGUGUACCUGUUGAGAUACCAACUGACGCUUGCACUACGAGGCAGAUCUAGCUGCUUUGCACAAUUUACCUAUACAAGAGAGCAGCAAUACUGUUUUCAUUAGAGAAGAACGAACCCUGCCUGUGUUAUGCGUGUUGUACCGAGAUAUUUGUUAUGCAAGUGAUUACCUGAUUACCUGUGAAAAGAAGUUAUUUUAUCUGUUUUUCAUUAUUUCUCUACUACUUAUUCUGUAUACGUUCCUGAUAUGUAAUCAACGUUUUUCAAAAUCCGUAUAAUAAAAUUCGCAUCUCCCCUUUAGCCCCGUCCCAUAUCCCAUAGAUGUAGGCGCCGCGGUACAUGAAGAUGAAGAUGCACAUGCACAUGCACAUGUCGAGUUGAAUUGUGGAACGGUCUAGGCGAUGUG